UCUAAGGAUGGUGAAACUGGGGAGCAAUUUGAAUGACAAGAACAAGCAGCAGCCGUCCAAUGAGGACGGUUUUCAGACAGUUCCUUUGAUAACACCCUUGGAAGUAAAUCACCUGCAGUUCCCAGCUCCGGAAAAGGUGAUUGUGAAAACAAGAACAGAAUAUCAACCAGACCAGAAGAACAAAGGAAAACUCAGAGUGCCUAAAAUUGCUGAAUUCACAGUCAGUUUCACUGAUGGUGUAACAGAAAGAUUAAAGGUCACAAUUCUCAUAAGUUUGGCUCUUGCAUUCCUCGCCUGCAUAGUGUUUCUUGUGGUAUACAAAGCUUUUACCUAUGACCAUAGUUGCCCAGAUGGAUUUGUUUAUAAGCAUAAGCGGUGCAUCCCAGCCUCCCUGGACGCCUACUAUUCAGCUCAGGAUUCCAACUCCAGGGGACGAUUCUACACCGUCAUCAGCCAUUACAGCAUGGCUAAGCAAACCAGUUCGCGGUCCGUCUCUCCCUGGCUUUCUUCGGGAUCGGUAAAUCAUGAAGCCAAGGCCACCAAGACAGAAGGCCAUUAAAGCAGUGUGGUGGUCAGGGGAUGGGGAAAGGGGGGAAAAGAACAUCAUGUCUCUAAAGCAUUGCUCUAGUUCAGAAAGGGCACCGUGCUUCUAGUGCAACAAGAAUAAACUAACUCCGAGUGCAGGUGUCAUCUUAAUGGAUCUUUCUUUCUCUCGCUCUCUUUCUCUUCUUCUCUCUUUGGUGCAUUGUUCUCGUCGAUUUGUAACUAAGUCACAAUCUUGUACAAAGGCAUGUUAGGUGUUGACUAUAUCUUACAAUGUACAAAUAUUUUUAAAAACCAUUGCUUAAUAUUUGUUAGAAAAAUAAAAAUUUAAAAAACAAAAAAAAGCAAAGGCAGACAACUUUGACCAGGAAGCAGAAGAAACAGCAAACAAAAUU
Euleptes europaea (tarantolino) is the source of this 938-nucleotide messenger RNA. RefSeq names its product neuronal vesicle trafficking associated 2 (gene NSG2). The coding region runs from base 8 to 559 and encodes 183 amino acids. The transcript is spliced from 4 exons. Gene Ontology annotation, biological process: G protein-coupled dopamine receptor signaling pathway; clathrin coat assembly; endosomal transport. Gene Ontology annotation, cellular component: membrane; endosome. Gene Ontology annotation, molecular function: clathrin light chain binding. The record is from RefSeq and is a predicted model, not a curated record. Lineage: Eukaryota; Metazoa; Chordata; Lepidosauria; Squamata; Sphaerodactylidae.